This is a messenger RNA of Sclerotinia borealis F-4128, 7296 nucleotides long. Lineage: Eukaryota; Fungi; Ascomycota; Leotiomycetes; Helotiales; Sclerotiniaceae. The record is from the annotation of a GenBank genome assembly.
AUGUCACAACAAUCCACCCAAGCAUUUGAUCAUUUGAAUCGCAUUGUGGUGGACUUGCGAUCAAGGAGCGAUGAACAACGAAAGAGAGCAGCUUUAGAUCUGAGGGAGUUAGUGGAGGUCGCUUCUAGAGAUUUCCCUCAAGAACGAUUUCUAGAAUUGUAUAAUGUUGUUAAUAGUAAAAUUACUAGUCUCAUUAGUCAUGGAGGAGAUCUGGAGCGAACCGGUGGUAUAUAUGCUGUCGAUGCGCUGGUCGAUUUCGAGGGUAUUGAUGUUGGACAACGAGUGACUCGAUUCGGACAAUCGCUUCGAGCUGUAUUGAGAGGGAAGGACCUCGUUUCUAUGCAACCGGCGGCUGUGGCAUUGGGAAAGAUGUGCAGACCGGGAGGUUCGUUAGUAUCUGACUUGGUGGAAAGUGAGAUCAAAACUGCCCUGGAAUGGUUACAGUCCGAUCGAAUCGAAGAGAGAAGAUACAGCGCGGUAUUGGUUUUGCGAGAAUUGGGCAGAAAUUCUCCGACACUGGUUUAUACUUUUGUUGGACUCAUAUUUGAUCAAAUAUGGGUGGGAUUGAGAGAUCAGCGACUCCUUAUUCGACAAACUGCCGCAGAAGCUAUAAGUGCUUGUUUUCAAAUAAUCAGAGAGAGAGAUCAAAAUCUACGACAAACCUGGCAGGUGAAAAUUUAUGAUGAAGCGGUUCAAGGAGUGAGACAGGGGACCGUAGAAUCUAUUCAUGGAUCCCUUCUGGUGAUUAAGGAGCUUCUUCAGCAAGGCGGUAUGUUUAUGCAUGAGCAUUAUCCGGAAGUUUGCGAGAUUGUUUUCCGACACAAAGAUCACCGAGACGUCCAGAUUCGAAAAACCGUCGUUAUGCUGAUACCGGAGUUGGCGAACUACUCACCGACCGAGUUUGCUCAAUCAUACCUUCACAGGUUCAUGGUAUUCUUGUCCGGUAUGUUGAAGAAGGAUAAGGAUAGGAAUGAUGCAUUUUUGGCCAUUGGAAAUAUUGCCAAUGCUGUUAAGAGUGCUAUUGCGUCUUAUCUUGAUGGGGUUUUGAUAUAUGUCAGAGAAGGGUUGUCCUUGAAAUCGAGACGACUUGGUACAGUUGAUCCUGUAUUCGAUUGCAUCAGCAGAUUGGCAGUUGCAGUUGGUCAGACCCUCAGCAAAUAUAUGGAGGCACUUCUUGAUCCCAUCUUCGCAUGUGAGCUAAGUCCUAAGUUGACUCAAGCUUUGGUGGAUAUGGCUUUCUACAUUCCACCUGUUAAACCUAUCAUCCAAGAAAGAUUAUUGGAUAUGUUGAGCAAGGUUCUUUGUGGCGAACCAUUCAGACCAUUGGGCGCACCUACACCAAAUAAUAUUGCCGCCGCGCCAGUCGUACCAAAAGACUCGAAGGAUCCACAAGCAUACGAGCACCGACAAAGUGAGAUUAAGCUCGCUCUGAAUACGUUGGGUAGUUUUGACUUUUCCGGUCACGUUCUCAAUGAAUUUGUGCGUGAUGUCGCUAUCAAAUAUGUCGAAGACGAAAACCCUGAAAUCAGAGAGGCCGCUGCAUUGACUUGCUGUCAACUUUAUGUUCGAGAUCCCAUUGUUAAUCAAACGAGUCACCACGCGAUUCAAGUGGUCAGCGAAGUUAUUGAGAAGUUGCUCACAGUCGGAGUUGGAGAUCCGGAUCCAGCUAUUCGAAGAGUGGUUUUAGCAGCCCUCGAUGAACGAUUUGAUCGCCAUCUUGGCAAGUCAGAGAACAUUCGAACUCUAUUCUUCGCAUUGAACGAUGAGGUGUUCCAAAUUCGCGAAGUUGCUAUAGCAAUCAUUGGUCGCUUGACGCAUGUAAAUCCUGCAUAUGUCAUUCCUUCCCUGCGAAAGGUUCUUGUUCAAAUGCUCACCGAACUCGAAUUCUCCGAUGUAGCGAGAAAUAAGGAAGAAAGCGCAAAACUACUCAGUCUUCUCGUGCAGAAUUCACAGAAGUUGAUCAAGCCUUACGUCGAUCCUAUGAUUGCAGUUUUAUUACCCAAGGCUCGUGAUCCUAGUCCGGCGGUGGCUGCUACAAUCAUGAAAGCUAUCGGUGAACUUGCUUGUGUUGGCGGAGAGGAUAUGAUCCCAUAUAUCAAGCAACUCAUGCCUAUAAUUAUCGAGGCUUUGCAGGAUCAGAGCUCUUCUGCUAAACGUGAAGCUUCUUUACGAACAUUGGGCCAACUGGCAAGUAAUUCAGGUUAUGUUAUCAAGCCAUAUCUGGAAUAUCCUCGACUUUUGGAGAUUUUGCAAAAUAUUAUUCGAGGAGAACCGCAACGAGGACCAUUACGACAAGAAACUAUCAAACUCAUGGGUAUUCUUGGUGCUCUUGACCCAUAUCGACACCAACAAGUUGAAGAACGAUCACCAGAGAUGCAAUUACGUUUAGAGUCAAAUCAAAUGACGGAUAUAUCUCUUAUGAUGACAGGACUUACACCUUCGAAUAAGGAAUACUUCCCAACUGUCGUUAUCAAUGCUCUUCUUAACAUAUUAAAAGAUCCAUCUCUCAAUCAACAUCACGCUAUGGUUAUCGAAGCUAUCAUGUCAAUCUUCAGGACUCUAGGAUUAGAAUGCGUUUCGUUUCUCGAUAAAAUUAUUCCCGCAUUUUUGUCGGUCAUUCGGACCUCCCCUACAAAUCGUCUCGAGUCAUACUUUAGCCAAUUGAGCCUCUUGGUGACCAUUGUUCGACAGCACAUUCGUAAUUACCUGCCAGAUAUUGUAUUGGUACUUCAAGAAUUUUGGAAUGCGUCUGCAGCACUUCAAGCGAAUAUCCUUCAACUUGUCGAAGCAAUCUCAAGAUCUCUCGAAGGCGAGUUCAAGAUUUACUUGGCGGGACUUUUGCCGCUUAUGUUGGGUGUACUGGAGAAGGAUACUUCCACAAGACGCCUUCCAUCGGAGCGUGUGCUUCAUGCUUUUCUGGUGUUCGGAUCUAGUGCUGAGGAGUACAUGCAUUUGAUUGUACCUGUUAUCGUUAGCGUAUUCGAAAAACCACAGCAACCCUCCUUUAUUCGUAAGGCCGCAAUUGAAACCAUUGGUAAGAUUUCAAGACAGGUCAAUCUCAAUGACUAUGCCUCAAAAAUCAUACAUCCCCUCUCUAGGGUCUUGGCUGGUAUCGAUAGUUCAUUGAGAUUGGCAUCACUUGAUACCCUCUGUGCCCUUAUCUUCCAACUCGGAAGAGAUUACUUGCAUUUCGCUGGCACAAUCAAUAAAGUUCUCAGCAUCCACCAGAUACAGCAUCAAAACUAUGAACUUUUGGUUAGUAAACUUCAAAAAGGAGAAGCUUUACCACAAGAUUUGAGCGCUGAGGAACGAUACCUGAAUCAAUCUGACGAAGUCGAUUUCUCAGAUGUCUCUAACAAAAAACUGGAUAGUAAUCCCGUUCAUUUAAAGGCAGCUUGGGAUGCGACGGGAAAAUCCACCAAGGAGGAUUGGCAAGAAUGGAUGCGCAAAUUCAGUGCAUCCGUCUUACUGGAAUCACCAAAUCAUGCACUUAGAUCAUGUGCUCAACUGGCUUCAGUAUACCCACCACUCGCAAGAGAAUUAUUCAAUUCUGCUUUUGUCUCAUGUUGGGGAGAGCUAUUUGAAGGUUAUCAGGAUGAUUUGAUCCAGAACAUUGAGAUGGCAAUCAAAUCGCCUCACGUCACUCCUGAUCUUUUGGGUAUCUUACUCAACCUUGCAGAAUUUAUGGAGCAUGACGAUAAAGCUCUGCCAAUCGACAUACGAGUUCUGGGACGAGAAGCUGGAAGAUGCCAUGCCUGGGCCAAGGCUCUUCAUUAUAAGGAAUUGGAGUUCUGCCAAGAUCAAACAAGUGGAGCUGUUGAGGCAUUGAUCCAAAUUAAUAACCAGUUGCAGCAGUAUGAUGCCGCAAUUGGUAUCUUACGAAAAGCGCAACUCUACAAGGAUGGUAUCACAUUACGAGAGACUUGGUUUGAGAAGCUUGAGAGAUGGGAAGAGGCUCUUGAAUUUUACAAAAGGCGCGAAGAAGACUUCCCAGAUCAAGCAGAGACUUUCGAUGUUAUCAUGGGUAAAAUGAGAUGUCUUCAUGCCUUGGGAGAGUGGGAAUCACUGUCAGCCUUGGCUGAGGAUAAAUGGCAUACUUCUUCACUGGAGAUCAAGCGAGCUAUUGCACCUUUAGCUACAGCAGCUGCUUGGGGUCUCAGAAAAUGGGAUCUCAUGGACGAUUACCUAAGUGUUAUGAAGAGUCAUACACCGGAUCGAUCAUUCUUUGGAGCGAUUCUUGCCUUGCAUCGUAAUCAAUUCCACGAGGCUGCUCUCUUCGUACAAAAGGCGAGAGAAGGUCUAGACACUGAACUGAGUGCUCUGGUCAGUGAAUCUUACAAUCGAGCCUACACGGUUGUUGUUCGUGUACAAAUGCUAGCAGAGUUGGAAGAGCUCAGUAUCUACAAACAAAGUAACAACAACCCUGCCAAGCAAGAAGUUAUGAGACGAACUUGGGAGACUCGCUUGCUGGGAUGUCAACGAAAUGUUGAGGUUUGGCAGAGGAUGUUGAAGUUGAGAGCUUUGGUCAUAACUCCAAUGGAAAAUAUGCAGAUGUCCAUCAAAUUCGCCAACUUAUGCAGAAAGUCAGGUCGUAUGGGCUUGGCCGAAAAGCAUCUUAAGACUUUGAUGGGUGGCGAUGAGAGCUUAGAUGUAGUGUUACCUCAAAUUGUGGAAAGUGCGAGUGGAGAACCACUAGUGAGACUUUCAAACAAACAUAUUGAAGCUCCUGUUCAGUAUGCUAUUUUGAAGUUUCACUGGGCUGUCGGCAAGCAAUCUCAAGCAUUGGAAGCUCUGAAAAUAUUCACAUCUGGUUUGGCGGAGAAGCUACAACAAGCACAGAUGACAACUCAAGGGGGCGUUAUGAAUGACAUGCAUGUCAUGAAUGGUCAUAAUGGUACUAAUGGGGUAAUGAUGAAUGGGAAUGGUUAUACUAAUGGUCUAGGUGCCAAUGCUCAUAGCUUGUUAACACCAAAGGGCUUGGCUGACCAUACAACACUUCUCGCUAGAUGUUGUCUUAAACAAGGAGAAUGGCAGGUUGCUCAAAAGAAGGGUGACUGGCAAUACAAUCACGUCGACGAUAUCCUCGAUUCAUAUAAAGCUGCCACUCACUUCAAUCCACAGUGGUAUAAGGCGUGGCAUGCUUGGGCUUUGGCAAAUUUUGAAAUCGUUCAGGCGAUUACGGCAGAACCUGGGCAUGACUGGCAAAUUGGUUCUAGCAACGCCGUCAUUGAUCAUGUCGUUCCUGCUGUUCGUGGUUUCUUCAAAUCAAUCGCCCUCUCUCAAGGAAGUUCUUUACAAGAUACACUGCGUCUUUUGACACUCUGGUUCGCUCAUGGUGGGCAUGGAGAAGUCAAUACCGCCGUUACCGAGGGAUUCUCUUCUGUUAGCGUUGAUACCUGGUUGGAAGUUAUUCCUCAACUAAUUGCACGCAUCAACCAACCGAAUGCUCGCGUUCGCGCUUCCAUCCAUAAUUUGCUCGCUGAUGUCGGUAGAGCUCAUCCACAAGCACUCGUCUAUCCAUUGACUGUCGCGAUGAAAUCUGCUCCGAAUACACGUCGUUCACGAUCUGCGACUCAAAUAAUGGAUAGUAUGAGACAACACAGCCCGAAAUUGGUGGAUCAAGCAGAUUUGGUUAGCAAAGAGUUGAUUCGCGUGGCAGUAUUAUGGCAUGAGCAAUGGCAUGAAGGUCUUGAAGAGGCAUCGAGACUUUACUUUGGUGACCACAAUAUCGAGGGCAUGUUCAAUACACUCGCACCUUUGCAUGAUAUGCUCGACAGUGGACCCGAAACCUUGAGAGAAAUCUCUUUCGCACAAACAUUCGGUCGUGAUCUUCAAGAGGCUCGAGAAUGGUGCAUCACUUACCAAAGAACAAAGGAUCUCGGAGACAUCAAUCAAGCAUGGGACUUGUACUAUCAAGUUUUUAGAAGGAUCGCACGCCAGCUACCGCAACUCAACAAUCUUGAGUUGGCUUACGUAUCCCCCAAGCUUCUUAGUGCUCAUGAUUUGGAGCUGGCUGUACCCGGAACCUAUCAAAGUGGCAAGCGUAUCAUAUCGAUCGUUAAUUUUGAGAGCAAUUUCAGUGUCAUUUCCUCCAAGCAACGUCCAAGAAAGCUUAGUCUCAAGGGAAGUGAUGGAGUUGCCUAUGUCUUUUGUCUCAAGGGACAUGAAGAUAUUCGUCAAGAUGAACGUGUUAUGCAAUUGUUUGGUCUUUGCAAUACACUACUUACCAGCGAUUCGGAGUCAUACAAACGUCAUCUCAACAUCCAAAGAUACCCCGCUAUCCCACUGUCUCAGAAUUCCGGUCUUCUUGGUUGGGUUCCUAAUAGUGAUACUUUACAUGUCCUUAUUCGUGAGUACAGAGAAAGUCGAAAGAUCUUACUCAAUAUUGAACACCGCAUCAUGUUACAAAUGGCUCCUGACUACGAUAAUCUUACACUCAUGCAAAAGGUUGAAGUCUUUGGCUAUGCUCUCGACAAUACAACUGGACAAGAUCUUUAUCGUGUUCUUUGGUUAAAGAGUAAGAGUUCUGAAUCUUGGCUCGAGAGGCGUACGAAUUACACUCGUUCAUUAGGAGUCAUGUCAAUGGUCGGAUAUAUUCUUGGUCUUGGUGAUCGUCAUCCUUCGAAUUUGAUGCUUGAUCGAAUUACUGGUAAUAUUGUUCAUAUCGAUUUCGGAGAUUGUUUCGAAGUUGCCAUGACUCGUGAAAAGUAUCCGGAACGAGUUCCUUUCAGAUUGACUAGGAUGUUGACUUAUGCCAUGGAAGUGAGUAACAUUGAGGGAAGCUUUAGAAUUACUUGUGAGAAUGUGAUGAGAGUAUUGAGGGAGAAUAAGGAGUCCUUGAUGGCUGUUCUCGAAGCUUUCAUCCACGAUCCUCUUCUCAAUUGGCGUUUGACCGGUGAAGCUUCACCAGUUGGACCUAACUUCCGCUCCGAGCGUCGUGAGUCCCUUAUCGCUGCCAAUGUUCGAAGGCCUUCAAUCAUGGACGCCGACGUUCCUCCAUCAGCAAUAGUUUCAGAUAUUGAAGAUCCUAUCGCAGCCCCAGGCGGACCACCAUCGUCACGUCCUCGUGCAAGAACAAAUUCUACAACACAAGGUCCACAAGAUAUGGAGGCUCAUGAAAAUCAAAAUACUAGAGCAGUGCAAGUAUUGAUCCGAGUCAAAGAGAAGUUGACGGGUCAUGAUUUUAAGCCCGAGGAGGAAUUACCGUACAUUCAACAAGUUGAUAAAUUGUUGAUUGAGGCGACAAAGUUGGAGAAUCUUUGCCAACAUUAUAUUGGUUGGUGUAGUUUCUGGUAA